Megalopta genalis is the source of this 2134-nucleotide messenger RNA. RefSeq names its product BTB/POZ domain-containing protein 1. Gene Ontology annotation, biological process: neurogenesis. Gene Ontology annotation, cellular component: cytosol; P-body. Gene Ontology annotation, molecular function: protein binding. The record is from RefSeq and is a predicted model, not a curated record. NCBI's taxonomy places the organism in Eukaryota, Metazoa, Arthropoda, Insecta, Hymenoptera, Halictidae.
UGGGAGGUCUGCAUAGUGUACUAAUAUGCCACUACAUAUAGUCAAGGGUGGGGUGGGGGGAAGCACAAUUUAAUUCGGAGCACAUUCCGAUCAGGUGCCAUUCUCUGAGACACGUGUAUGUAGAUUUUUCGUCUGGCACCUGCCAACAGAGAGACGAAGACAUUGUCACAGCACGAUGAUGUUCGUGCCUUUUACCAGAUACCUGUAGUAAUUUCUCAUUGAAAUCUUGACCUACGUGUGUGGAGCUCGCUAAAGGAUAAAAACAAGGCGGGCGAACUACCAACGUUCGUGCCGCCUUUCCUGACACGAUACACUGUAAUUAGAUGAAACGGGGCAGUACGUCGAGAAAUAUUACGUCAUGCUUGAAAAUGUCCUCAGAGACUUCCCGGAAUGAUGUGCCAAAUGUCGUAUCGAGACUGCAUAAUUUGCGCUUAAGUCAGGAAGAUGGAGAUGAUCCCCAACCAAAUGCAAGUGUAAAUCAUGUUGCAUCUGGAGACUCGUCUCCAGAGACUAUUCGAAAUACCCAACCGAUUGGUAAUGUCACACUCUCACGGGCUAGACGUGCACUUAAUUUUGUUUACGAUGAAGAUCAACCAACAACCUCUAUGGCUAGAAGCGGGGAAUCUUCAUUUUCUAAUGGAGAUAAUAGACCUCCGACAAAUGCAGCAAAUACAUUGCAUUUAGAGGGACGACCUCAGAGUAAUGUUGCCUUGGAAAAUGCAUCCACGAAUAGUCAAACUACUGUUGCAUAUAAUUGGCAGGGUACAAAAGCUACAAUGCGUGAAAGGAUUGUCUUUCUGUUUAAUAAUGAAAUAUUGUCUGAUGUGAGCUUCAUAGUGGGGAGAGGAGCACAAAAACAGCGUAUACCAGCUCAUAAACUAGUCCUAUCUUCUGGAAGUGCUGUUUUUGAUGCAAUGUUCAAUGGAACACUUGCUACAACUUCUUCAGAAAUAGAAGUACCUGAUGUAGAACCAGUUGCUUUUUUAGCAGUGCUUCUUUUUUUAUACACUGAUAAAAUAGAAAUAGAUCCUGAGAGUGUGAUGAUGACGUUAUAUACAGCUAAGAAGUAUGCAGUAUCAGCUUUAGAGAAGCACUGUGUUGAAUAUCUAAAGAGUAAUUUAACCAGUGAUAAUGCUUUCUUACUCUUAACGCAAGCUCGUUUAUUCGAUGAGCCUCAACUGGCUGCAGUCUGUUUGAAUACCAUAGAUAGAUUUACUACCGAAGCAUUAAAUGCAGAUGGUUUUACAGAUAUAGAUAUUGAUACACUGAAGAUUGUUUUGGAGAGAGAUACUCUUCGUGUUAGAGAAUCUAAAAUAUUUCAAGCAGUUCUAAGAUGGUCAGAGGCGGAAUGUGUAAGACACCAGCUACCCCUAACUCCAGAAAAUCAACGUUUUGUGUUGGGUAGUGCUUUCUCAUUGAUUCGUUUUCCUCUAAUGUCUAAAGAAGAAUUUACUGCUGGUGCAGCACAAUCUGGACUUUUGAAUUAUGCAGAGGUUCUUUCCUUAUUUUCAUAUUUUAUACUAAAUCCAAAACCAGUAGUUGGAUUUCAAACAAUGCCUCGUUGUUGUAUGACUGGUAAGGAACAAACUGUAUGUAGGUUUCAACAUACUAAAAGCAGAUGGGGAUAUUAUGGAACAAGCGAUCGCAUUAGAUUUAGCGUUGAUAGACGAAUAUUUCUUAUUGGCUAUGGAGUUUAUGGUAGUACGCAUGGCCCUGCAAUAUAUGAAGUAUUAAUAGAAUUAAUACAUACUGCUUCUGGGAAAGUAAUUGCUACAAAUUCAUCAAGUUUUAGCUGUGAUGGUUCAACAUACACUUAUCGCCUAAUGUUCAAAGAAUUAGCAGAGAUUUUACCAGAUACAAUUUAUACAGCAUCAGCAACAUUUCAGGGUCCUUGUUCUCAUUAUGGAACUAAGGGUUUAGAAACUGUUAUGGUAGAUAGUGAUACAGGAAAUGGAAAAGUCAAGUUUGAAUUUAGUAUUGAGACAGGUGAUAAUAAUGGAACGUCUACAGAGGAAGGACAAAUUCCUGAGCUUAUAUUUUACACUUAAUGACUCAUGUACAUAAUAAUGACAUUCCUUUAAUCAGCUUCAUUGUCUUUCAAAAUUUAAUACAUUAAAUCGAAUUGUACAAACAG